Pelobates fuscus (common spadefoot toad) is the source of this 951-nucleotide messenger RNA. Its product is annotated as olfactory receptor 5P66-like. Gene Ontology annotation, biological process: G protein-coupled receptor signaling pathway. The record is from RefSeq and is a predicted model, not a curated record. NCBI's taxonomy places the organism in Eukaryota, Metazoa, Chordata, Amphibia, Anura, Pelobatidae. The transcript has a single exon. Gene Ontology annotation, cellular component: membrane. The coding region runs from base 1 to 951 and encodes 316 amino acids. Gene Ontology annotation, molecular function: G protein-coupled receptor activity; olfactory receptor activity.
AUGGUGUACCGGGAGAAUCAUACCCUGAUCACAGAAUUCUUUCUUCUGGGAUUUCAGAAUCUUCACAGUUUAAAGAUUCCACUCUUCAUUCUUCUUCUUGCUAUAUACAUCAUAACAAUAAGUGGGAAUGUUAUCAUUGUGCUCUUAGUGUCAAUCACAGGCCUUAAAAACUCACCCAUGUACUUCUUUCUCGGUCAUUUAUCAAUAUGUGAUAUACUGUUUAUUACAGUUAUUGUCCCCAAUAUGCUAAAAGUUAUAUUAGAAGAUGGAUGCAAAAUAUCCCAUUUUGGUUGCCUCACCCAACUUCAAAUAUCCGAAUGCUGUGGAGCCGCAGAAUGCUAUAUACUCACAAUAAUGUCUUACGACCGAUAUUUAGCAAUAUGUAACCCAUUAUUUUAUUCCUCUAUCAUGGUGUAUAAGUUAUGUUUCUCUCUGGUCAUCUGCUCCUGGCUGCUUAGCUUUCUCCUUGCUUUAAUUACUUGUAUAUUGAUCGAUGGCUUACAGUUCUGCAACUAUAGCAUGCUUGACCACUUUUUUUGUGAUGUCCUACCUCUUUUAGAGCUGUCUUGUUCGGACACCUCUUUGGUUAAAAUGGAAAUUUUUAUGGUCAUUCCAUUCAUAGCUGUCUGCCCAUUUGUGUUUAUCAUUGUCACAUAUGUCUAUAUCUUCGUCACCAUCCUUGGAAUCUCAUCCACCACCGGGAGACAGAAAGCCUUUUCCACGUGUAGCUCCCAUUUGACAGUUGUGUGCUUAUUUUAUGGGACACUCAUUAUUGUAUAUCUCAGUCCUUCGAGAGGGCACACAUUAAAUAUCAACAAGUUCACAUCCCUUUUUUACACUGUGGUAACUCCAUUGCUGAACCCCAUUAUUUAUAGUUUAAGAAACCAGGAAAUCAGAAAAUCUAUUACAAUAUUUUUCAGAAAGACAAAAUCUUGGGAGAUAAAGUCAUAA